Messenger RNA from Poecile atricapillus (Black-capped chickadee), 7709 nucleotides. RefSeq names its product phospholipase B1 (gene PLB1). Gene Ontology annotation, biological process: phospholipid metabolic process. The coding region runs from base 57 to 4391 and encodes 1444 amino acids. Lineage: Eukaryota; Metazoa; Chordata; Aves; Passeriformes; Paridae. The transcript is spliced from 56 exons. Gene Ontology annotation, molecular function: phosphatidylcholine lysophospholipase A1 activity; retinyl-palmitate esterase activity; A2-type glycerophospholipase activity. Gene Ontology annotation, cellular component: brush border membrane. The record is from RefSeq and is a predicted model, not a curated record.
CCUCAUUCCACAGAUUUCCUUGUUAGAUCUAAGCAAUCAACCAUAUUUAUUUCUUUAUGUCUAAGGCUCUAAGAAGCUUGCAGUUUUCAUGUGACCAGGCAAUGUUCCCUGAGACCUCUUCAUCUUCAGUUCAUACUCUAAGGCCAGCUGACAUUAAAGCUGUCACUGCAAUAGGAAGUUUGCAAAGAACACCAGGAUCUGGUGAGGAUUUGCUCCAAAGCACAAGAAACAACUUCCUUGAACUAAAUGUGGCAACUUUAGCAGCUUUCAUUAGCACCUUCAACCCCUCGGUCCUACAUCUGUCCCCUCUUUCUGGCACAGCGGGAGAGGUGCCAGACCGUCAAGCCAGAGACCUCCUGCAUCAAGCUGAAGAAAUAGUGGAGCUCAUGAAAGUGGAUCAGAUGAUGGACUUCCAAAAUGACUGGAAACUGAUCACAGUAUUUUUUAGUGCUGAAACCCCAUGCUCCUCCUAUGCUUCCACACAACUGAAGGACUGCAUGUUGGAAAACCUGGAAAAACUUAAAGCUGUCUUGGAUUUUUUAUAUAAGAAGGUUCCAAAGGCCUUCAUAAACCUAGUGGAUUCCACUGAGCUCACAACUGCCUCUCUUGCAUGCCAAGAUUGCAGUAAUGCUAGCAAUCCAGGCAGGAAUCAGUGCAAUUAUGUUGAACAGUCCACGUUACAUGAUAACAUACUGAGGUGGUCCUAUCAGGAUGCUUUGGAAAAACUACUGGAGUCUGAGAGGUUUGAUCAAAAGGAUGACUUCACUGUUGUUCUUCAGCCUUCUCUCCAAGGAAGAAAUCGGCUGCUCAGUUUGGGCAAGGAUGAUUUGUUUACCACAUCGGAGACACAAGUGAGAAUUCUGGAAGAUUAUAUUUUCAUGUCUGUGGGCCUCUGGAACAACAUGAUGCAGCCAGUUGGGCAGAAGCAGCCUUAUGGUGCCACAAAAAUUGUGCAGUGUCCAUCUCAGGAGAAUCCAUAUUUGUUUACAUAUAAAAAUAGUAACUACUCAUUUUCCCUGAGGACAUCAAACACCAAAGAAGCAUCUCAGGAGAGAAGUUAUGGAACAAAUAUUCCCUGUCCUGACCGGGUUCCCUCUGAUACAGUUCCAGUUUCAGUUCAUAAUUUGAAACCGGCAGAUAUUCAGGUGAUUGCUGCCCUGGGAGAUUCACUCACAGCAGCUAAUGGGGCAGGAUCCAAACCCAGUGAUGUUCUGGAUGUCCUGACUCAGUACCGGGGUCUUUCUUGGAGCAUUGGAGGAAAUGAAAACAUAAGCACAGUCACGACGCUACCAAAUAUUAUUCGUGAGUUCAACCCAUCCUUGGUAGGGUAUUCCAUUGGAACUGGAACACAAAAUUCGAACAAUGCUGCAUUCAACCAAGCUGUGACUGGGGCUCGUGCAAAGGAUGUUCCUGAACAGGUUAGGAAACUGGUGAACCGCAUGAAAAAUAAUAAUAGAAUAGAUUUCCAGAAUGACUGGAAGCUCAUAACACUUUUCAUAGGAGGAAAUGACCUCUGCAAGUUCUGCGAGAAUCCAGUACACCAUUCUCCUGAAAACUAUACCUACAAUCUACAAAUAGCUCUGGACUUACUUCAUGAAGAGGUUCCACGGGCAUAUGUGAACCUGGUGACGAUACUUCCCAUAGCAAGACUCCGGGAGCUGCAUGCAUCAAAAAACAAUAAUUGCCCAAAAGGGCUUAUGAGGAUCCUGUGCCCUUGUGUCAUAAACCCUAAGGACAAUUCCUAUGACUUAAAGAAGUUGAUCUACUUUAACAAAAAGUAUCAGGAGACAACCCGCCAGUUAGUGGAGAGUGGAAGGUAUGAUACAAAGGAUGAUUUCACAGUGGUUAUGCAGCCUUUUAUGACUAAUAUGGAAAUGCCAAAAACACAGGAGGGGUGGCCAGAUGCUUCAUAUUUUGCUCCAGAUUGUUUCCACUUCAGCCAAAAGACUCAUUCCCAGGCUGCACGUGCUUUGUGGAACAACAUGCUGGAGCCUGUAGGGAAGAAGACAGAUAGUCAUCACAUAGAAGAUGAGAUUGUCCUCAAAUGUCCAUCCGAGGCUGAGCCAUUCCUGAGGACAUACAAGAACAGUAAUUACACAUACCCUAACCAAACUCCAAAUUAUGGAAGCCAGCUGCUAUGUGAGGACAGGUCUCCAUCUUCCCCUCCUGCAACUUCAGUGCAUUCCCUAAAGCCAGCUGAUGUGAAAAUUGUAGCAGCCCUUGGGGAUUCUUUGACGGCUGGUACAGGAAUUGCCUCAGAUACCCUCCAGGAUGUGACCACUCAAUACUGGGGACUGUCUUGGAGUAUUGGAGGAGAUGAGUCGUUGGAGAAUGUGACAACUCUACCUAACAUCUUUCGAGAAUUCAAUGUUAUGAUCAUGGGUUACUCAACUGGUGCCAAGGGUGAGAAUGAUUCCAAUGCAUUCCUUAACCAGGCGGUUCCUGGAGCACAGGCUGAGCACUUGCCAGCCCAAGCAAGAAGUCUUGUGAGUCUUAUGAAAACUGAUCAGAGAAUUGACUUCAGUGCUGACUGGAAGCUCAUUACAGUGCAUAUUGGAGCCAAUGAUCUGUGCAACUAUUGCAAAGACCCUGAUCACUACUCAGCUGGGAAUUACAUCAAAAGGAUUCAAGAAACUCUUGAUAUUCUGCACAAGGAGGAAAGUACUGUUCCAAAAGCUCUAGUGAGUCUGGUUGAUGUGGCAGACAUCCUCCCUCUGAGACAUUUAUUUGUGAACCCUUCAGUUCAGUGCCCCACUUAUUUGGCAGAUUACCUGUGUAGCUGUGUUCUCACAGGAGAAGAAAACUCAGAAAAUUUAACAAUGGUGAGGGACACCAUCAAAGCUUACCAGCUUGGCAUUCAGAGACUGAUAGAGUCUGGCAGAUAUGACACUCAUGAAAAUUUCACAGUGGUCAUCCAGCCUUUCCUCCAAAAUUUGGAGACUCCUCUUGAUCAGGAUGGGAAUCCAGAUGUCUCCUACUUUGCACCUGACUGCUUCCAUCCAAGCCAGAAAGGCCAUUCUCAGCUUGCCAGGGCUCUGUGGAAUGCUGUGUUACAGCCUGUAGGCCAGAAAACAGACUCAUUUGAUUUCUCAGCUGACAUCGUCCUUGGCUGUCCAGCUCAGAACAGUCCCUUCCUGGGAACGUACAGGAAUAGUAACUACACACCUGUGGAGCCCACUAGAGAGCCAAUAGAGAAUUGGGGCAGUGAACUGUCUUGUCCUGGUCACACUCCAUCUAGUCGUGUCCCAACAUCAGUACAUGAGCUACGACCUGCUGACAUCAAAGCCAUAGGAGCACUUGGAGAUUCCCUGACUACUGCAGUAGGAGCCAAAGUACCAGAUCUACAAACAGACUGGAAGGGACUUUCCUGGAGUAUUGGAGGUGAUGCGACCCUGGAGAUCCAGGCUACUUUACCCAACAUCUUGAAGAAAUUCAAUCCAAACCUCUUUGGCUUCUCCACUGGCAGUUCUAAGGAAACAUCUGGAUUCAACGUUGCAGAGAGAAAUGCCACAGCACGUGAUAUGCCAGCCCAAGCACGUGCUUUGGUGGAGCUGAUGAGAAGCAGCUCGAAAAUUAACUUCAAGGAAGACUGGAAGCUGAUUACCAUUCUUGUUGGAGGCAGCGACCUAUGCCAGUACUGCUUGGACAAGGAAACCUAUUCAGUGCAAAAGUAUGUGAAGCACCUUCAGGACACUCUGGAUAUUUUCUAUAAGGAGCUCCCAAGAGUCUUUAUCAACAUGGUGGAGAUGCUAGAGUUCUCUGGACUGCGUCAAAUCACAGCAAGCUCUUCAGAGUGUGCUUUGACAGCAAAGAAAGUUUGCCCAUGCUUCUUAAACCCAGAGGAAAAUUCUUCUGAAUUACAAGAAAUUAAGAGAGUUAACAGAGAUUUUCAGGCUGAAGCCUUGCAUCUGAUCAGCAGCGGUGGGUACGAACAACGGGAGGACUUUGCUGUUGUCAUCCAGCCAUUUUUCCGGAGCACCUUGAUGCCCCUGGAUAGUACCGGCAAGCCAGAUAUGAGUUUUUUUUCUGCAGACUGCUUUCAUUUCAGUGUAAGAGGCUAUGCUGAGAUGGCAAUGGCUCUCUGGAAUAAUAUGCUGGAGCCAGUUGGUGAAAAGCAGACUUACAACAACUUUACCCACGACAGAUCAAAACUCAGGUGUCCAAACCCUGAGAAACCUUUUCUUUCCACGCGAAGAAAUAGUGGGUUUGGAAAUUCAGAUCUCAACUUGGAGAAAACAGAAUCUUCAAUCCCCUAUUGGGCUGUACUUGUGACUGCAGUAGCUGGGGUCCUGGUGGGCUCUUUACUUGGCUGGGUUGUGUCACGAAGAAGAACCAAGAAGUACCAACAUAAGGCUGACACAGAAAACAACAUUAAGACAACCCCUCUGUAACACAAGUGGAACCAACAUCUUUCUCUGAUGAGACUGCUCUCUGUGUGACACAGAGAGUAGCAGAAUAAAAAACCUGUUGGAUAUGAAUGAAGCUUCUUGGUUGCCCAGGGAUUUUUGGGCCAAAUAACAUUGAUCAGUAAUGGAUUUUAGAAUUAUCCUCUGCAGACCAUUCAGGUAGAGGAUGAACUUCAAAGUAUUCUGUGGUUUCACACCAGCUGGCAGCUAAGUACAACACACCUGCUCACUCAGUCCCCCUCAGUGGGAUGAGGAGGAGAACUGGAAAAAGGUAAAACCCAUGGAUCAAGAUAGGAACAGUUUUAAUAACUGAAAUAAAGUGUAAUAAUAAUAAUUCUAAUGAAAUGGGAAGUAACAAAAAGAAGAGAGGAAUAAAACUCAAGAAAAACAAGUGUUGCACACUACAAUUGUUCAUUGUCUUCUGACUGAUGCCCUGCAUGUCCUUGAACAGCAAUCAGCCCCUCCUGGACUUCUUUAACCAGUCUAUAUAGUAAGCAUAAUGUUCUAUGGCAUGGAAUAUCCCUUUGGCCAGCUUAGGUCAGCUACCCUGGCCACAAUCAUUCCCAGCUUCUUUUUCUGGCAGGGCACGGGAAACUGGAAAGUCCUUGGUUAGAGUAAGCACACUUAGCAACAACUAAAAUAUUGGUUUGUUAUCAAUAUUAUUCUAUACUAAAUCCUAAAGACAGCACUGGACCAGCUGUUAUGAAAAAUAUUAACUCUAUCCCAGCUGAAACCAGGACAAAGUGUUAAAAGCUUUUUCAUUCUAGGGUCCAAUUCUCUGUUUCAUGAAUAUUACUCAGAAUCUCUAUUGCAGAAAGCAAGAACACUCAUUCAUGCAGCUUGAGUUCUUAAUUGUGCAUCUGUCCUUUUCUUAUAAACCUCUGUCUAAAAUGUUAGAGACAAGUCCCUGAUUGCAACCUGGUGUUCCCCAAUAGUAAGGUGUGAGUGAGAUCAACAGCAGCUUUGAUUUCACAUGUUAUAUUCCAGCAAGACCAUUGCAUUGCAGGUGCUAAGGUGAUUCUACAUGGACAAGUACAAUGCCAUGGAAACAUCUUUAAGCUGGUUUCUGAGCAACUUGGAUCCACAUGGUAUCUCUGGUGCAGUGCUGGACAGCACAGAUAGAGUAACGCCGCAUUGCCUUGGACUCCAGGCUCCUUCCAUCUGGGAUUGGGUGUGGAGCUAGGCUGUAUCUGUCACUUCUUCUCCAGGGCUAAAUAGCCCAGGGACAGUCCUGUAUUCUGUCCUCCUCUAUAUUGGUUCCAGAGUGAGUCUUCUUGUGAUGAGUUUCUUCACUAGCAUCUAGUAAGGGGGUCCAAACAAAAAUGCAGUACCUGCAAGCUAGCUUGGCUUAACCCUUCUCAUAGGACUUGUGUUGUGUUCAGGUCUCCCAAGCUGGAGACUCCCCAGCUAUUAUCCAUAGAAGAGCUUGCAAAGUUGUUUAUCACAUUUUGUUUUGUUUUUAAAAUUCUGAUCAGGAGUUCAGAGAUCAUCCUUUCUGGAAACUAGACUUUCUUUGUUUUAAACCUUCAGGCCAAUUCAUAUUAUCUAUUUGUAUAAAAGGUUCUUCACAAGAUCUGCAUGAUCUUGUUUCCCAAUAUCUUUCUUAUUUCCUAUGUUAAAUACUUUACCAUUUAAUUUCAUUGAAGCCAAAGUGAGGUUUGCACUGGUACUAUGUGAUGUGUAUUACAUUUCCACUCCAGAAAUGUAAAUGAGUAGAAAAUGAUAAUGUUUCCCAGAAUAAAGUGUUCUGGUUUCCUAAAUUUAUUAUUAUGCAUGCAGAAGGUAUUCAGACUCCUCAUUUUUCCAUUUCACUUCUGUCAGUGUCCUUGCUAAGGUAAAAAGAGGUGGGCAGAGUACAACUUACAUAGUCAGGUUUCAGGGGCUGUAAGUGCAUUCACCUUUUCUUUGUUCUGCUCUGAACAAAGAAAAAGUAGUAGUACUUUUAUUUACCUGCAUCUUAUCCACAGAUGUGUGUCUGUGAGCUCUACAUGCAGCACAAACUGGGGAUAUAUUUAGAAUGCAAACCAGAAGCAGUUACAUCUUGUUCCAGUGCAGCAAAGGCUUUUCUUCCUGUCCCUGUCUUCACUGUGGGUCAUUAAGUAUCUACCUGAUAUUUAUUUAGCUUGGGAAAUGGAAGAAAACACAACCUCCAACCAAGAGACAAGAUUUCAGUGUAUUCCACAGCACCUACACUUCAGACACAUAAGGAAAAAUACAAGCCUCAUAAGUGAGGAAACUGAGCAAAUAUCCAAAGGCUGCUAUCUCCUCUCACCCCUUAACGUUGUUCUUGUGAGUUGUCUUCCCUACUGGGAACUUUGAUAGCCACUGCUCCUACACCUCUUGGUUUGGGAAGAAGUAAAAAGAUAAUAGUUCUCUACAGAACCUUUCAUCAGUACUAGGAAUUUCAAAGGAAACUCAAGAACCAUAGUUCAGUACUGAUUUACCUUUCCAAAUCAUGUGUAUGCAGGAAGUGGGGUGGAAGUCCUGGAGCAUGAGUUAGAGUUUUAAAAUGUUGCAGUCUCUCACAUCAGGUUUGUCCUGCCUAGAGAUGGGUGCAAUUGCUUCUUGGGUUUCAUGCCUGUGCCCCCUGCUAGGACAACUAAACAUUCCCUUUUCUCACUGUCAUGGGGUAUCUUCACCUUUAAGACAGAGUAAAAAGAGGGGAAGUUGAAGCUACUGGUGGCUGAUGGGAGUUUUUCUUCCAGACCAAUUAUCAGUCAUUUCCACAAAUUGACAGCCGUUCUGACCAUUGUGAAUGGUCAAAAAGUGAAUUCAACUUGUAAACACCUCCUUAAGAGGUACAUUCCGAGUUGUCUCAUUCUCUUUGAUUUCCGACUGCUGAUCAGGUAACAAGCUCUGUCUUGGCUUCCCCCCCCUCCCCGCUCCCAGGCCGGAACGAGGCCGCAGGGAAGGGGGGGGGGGGGGGGGGGGGGAAGCAGAGCUGGUCAGCCGAGCUUAGUUUUCAGUUUCUGCUGCUGGACUGAAACCUGACACCAUGAACUUUUGCAGCUUUCCUAAAACUUUUAAUUCUUUUACUACCUGGAUAAACAGAUUACUCCUUUUUCUUAGAAAAGACAGAGAAAGAGAGACAAUCAACAUGUAAGACAUUAUAAAACCACCAAAAACAGUGAAGAAAAGAGUUAAGUUUAAAUAAGAAAGAGAGAGAAAGAAGAUGCUUGCGGCUGAAAUGUCUUUCUGUUACAGCUAUGGAGAUGGACAGUAGUUUAAAAACUCCUUUAAUUCAUGACUAGAGUAUGGGAGGAAUAGAGUAUUCAAAGUGUGAACUUUAGAGAAAAGAGAGAG